This is a messenger RNA of Glycine soja, 985 nucleotides long. RefSeq names its product endochitinase PR4-like. Gene Ontology annotation, biological process: carbohydrate metabolic process; cell wall macromolecule catabolic process; chitin catabolic process. The coding region runs from base 78 to 785 and encodes 235 amino acids. Gene Ontology annotation, molecular function: chitinase activity. The transcript has 2 exons. NCBI's taxonomy places the organism in Eukaryota, Viridiplantae, Streptophyta, Magnoliopsida, Fabales, Fabaceae. The record is from RefSeq and is a predicted model, not a curated record.
CUCCCUUUUGCUCUCAAUCCUCAACCACCUUGUCUAUCAAACAUUAUAAUUUCUAUUACAUACAUUUUGUAGCUAGGAUGAGCAAGUUACUACUCAUUCGUGUUGCUGGGUUCGUGGCAACCUUUGUCACCAUGGUGAUGAUGAUGGUGCCCAAAAACGUGAGUGCCCAAAACAUAGGUGAUGACAUCGUCACACAAGACUUCUUCAACAGCAUAAUCAGUCAGGCUGAUGAUGGUUGUGCAGGGAAGAACUUCUACUCACGAGAUGCUUUCCUUAAUGCUCACAAUUCCUACAAUGAGUUUGGUAGGCUUGGUAAUCAGGAUGACUCCAAGCGUGAGGUUGCAGCUGCUUUCGCCCAUUUCACCCAUGAAACAGGACAUUUUUGCUACAUAGAAGAGAUUAACGGUGCAUCAGGGGACUACUGUGACGAGAGCAACACCGAGUACCCAUGUGCCCCUAACAAAGCGUACUAUGGGCGUGGACCAAUCCAACUAUCAUGGAACUUCAACUACGGACCAGCAGGGCAGAGCAUCGGAUUUGAUGGAUUGAACGCUCCAGAGACGGUGGCCAAUGACCCUGUUGUGUCCUUCAAGACAGCCUUGUGGUACUGGAUGGAACAUGUGCGUCCUGUCAUCAACCAGGGUUUUGGUGCAACCAUUAGAGCUAUCAAUGGCCGACUUGAAUGUGAUGGUGCAAACCCUAGUACUGUUCAGGCUCGUGUUAAUUACUACACCCAGUAUUGUUCACAACUUGGUGUUUCCCCUGGUGACAAUCUUACUUGCUAAUUUAUCAGUAUAGAUGGUUCCAUAUGAUGACAUCAUACAUUCAUACGGUAUAUCUUAACAUAUAUCAGAAAAUAAACCAUUCAAGGCUUACAGCCUUAUUUUGAUUAUUAAUGUAAUUACUACUUUUGGGAAUAUUGUAUCUGAUUACCAUCGAUAUUGUGCAUCCAAUAUUGAAUAAAAAUACGUUAUUUCUGUGAUAA